Belonocnema kinseyi is the source of this 774-nucleotide messenger RNA. RefSeq names its product piggyBac transposable element-derived protein 3-like. The record is from RefSeq and is a predicted model, not a curated record. The transcript has 3 exons. NCBI's taxonomy places the organism in Eukaryota, Metazoa, Arthropoda, Insecta, Hymenoptera, Cynipidae. Bases 1 to 774 code for a protein of 257 amino acids.
AUGAGCCGCAAUCGAUUUCGUGAAAUUAAAUCAAAAAUAAAAUUGUCAAAAACUGAGGAUGCUAAUGAUAAAGAUAAUGCAUGGAAAGUUCGUAAAAUAUUAAAUUUAUUCCGGCAAAAUAUUCAACAAUGUGGUUUUUUCUCAACAGCACUUUCAGUUGAUGAAAUGAUGGUUCGAUUUUUUGGUCGUACGAGCUUAAAACAGUAUCUGCCUUGCAAGCCUGAUCGAUAUGGGAUAAAGCUCUGGGGCUUAUGUGCAGCCAAUGGAUAUCUAUUCAAUUUAGACGUUUAUUGUGGCAAAAAAGAUUCAAGCAUUGGAAUAAAUUUAUUGGCAUGUGCACUUGGCUCCAGAGUUGUUUUACAAAUGAUCAAUCCACUUUUCAAUGGCCUUUCACGAAAAAAUUUAUCUGAUUAUCAUCUGUAUUUUGAUAAUUUCUUUACCAGCCCAGAUUUACUCAUCCACCUGCAUAAAUGUGGUUUGCGAUCAACAGGAACUGUCCGUAAAGACAGAGUGAAAGAAAAGCAUGAAUUUGCAAAAAAUGAUCCGCGAGGAUCGUACAAAGUAACAUGUGGUAUCACUCCCAUAACCUCAGUGAAAAGAUUUUCACGAGCUGCUCAAGAAAGAGCAGAACUAGGAUUUCCUCGAGCUUUUUCUUUGUAUAAUAAUUACAUCGGAGGGGUAGAUUUGCACGAUUUCAUAUGCAAAAAAAAUGCCAGUUUUUCUACCUGUUCCGAAAUCUCAAUAACAAUGCCCUGGUUCAUUCGUUCCGGAUAA